Molecule: messenger RNA, 898 nt
Organism: Nasonia vitripennis (jewel wasp)
Lineage: Eukaryota; Metazoa; Arthropoda; Insecta; Hymenoptera; Pteromalidae
Exons: 4
Coding region: 306-689 (127 amino acids)
Source: RefSeq, a predicted model, not a curated record
UCUCUCUCCUGCCGACCGCUCUCGAAGCAACAGCUCCGUCGCCCGAGUUAUAUAUAAGAAGAAAAUAAAGAGAGUUAUAACAGAAUAUUAGAGCCUAGUUUAAUUACGAGUUCUCCUCACCAACCAUCCAACUAGGAUUAAUCUAACAGGUUGUGGGCCAGCUCGCUGGAAUAGAGGAAGAACCGAGAAGAAGACGACUCAGAAGUUUUUAUUUUUAUCUUUGUUCAGAGGAAAAUAAAUCAGACGUAUCAGAGGUCUAGAGGACAAAUUUCAGAAGAAAACAGGAAAAGAACAUCAGAAGCGUUAUGUCUGAUUGGAGUCUUUCAGACCCAUUACCAUCAAAUGAGAAAGAGGUGGCCAACGAAGGCAACGAAAAUCAAGUGGACGAUCAUUUGAAUAUCCACCAAGAUUCAGAUAUAGAAGGGUAUACACCCCCGGGUACACCCCCAAAAAGAGAUAUGGAGGGAAAGUCUCAACCUACUGACUCACAAAUGGAGUGGAGAAUGGAUAAUCUGGAGAAUGCUCUCGAGAGACACUCCGAUAUACUCGACAAUCAUGCUGAAAUAAUCAGAGAUCAAACAGUAGCCAUACUCGAUAUGAAGGAAAAUAUUGACAACCUAAACACCGUCAUACAGAAACUCACAGAACAAAUAGGAAAAUUAACUUCAGAGACGGAACAAGCGCAUUAGGCGACCUCAGCAGAGCUUGUAAUGAACUCAGACGAUCUAUUGCCCUAAACGCAACUAAUUCAAAAAUAAACAUAAAGAGAAAUUAUAAAUUAACAAAAAAAGUACCACUUAACAUUUGGUUAGACAAUAUAAAUGCUGAAUUAAAAGCUAAUAAUCUUGCAGACAUACUUGACGAUUCUCAACAAUCAGACGUUUCAGAGACAUUAAUA